AUGAAGGAAAAGGCUUCUUCUGUUUUACAGCCAUCGUGCAUUUCGCAGCUUGCCGUUCUGGGAGAGUCUUCUGCCGCUUUGGGGGUAUCCUUUUGUGUGUUGCUUUGUGCAAUUUUCUUCACCGUUUGGCUCGAUCUGACAGCAAAGCCGGUAGAUCCAUACACAACACUUGGUCCCGUACCGGAGAUUGGCCCUCCAUUGACAUAUACCGUGCAUCCUCAUCAGCAGCCGUAUAUCACGGCUGAGAUGCGGAAUGCUUUCAAGAAGGAUGGAGUUAUUGCAAUUCGCGGUCUUAUCGAUGAAAAACUACUCCGCCGACUGGAUUUGGAAAGCGCCCAGAUCGUCAACAAGGAAAAAAGGAAUCGAGAAGGAAAACGGAUACGACCAGGUAAUCAGUUCUACGCAAUCAAGCAUGGUGCCCUGUUUCACGAUGCAAGGACAUCACAUACAGAAACCAAUGAAUUCACAACAUCAUCAUUCUUUGAUGUAGCGAUUGCAUCUGGAGUAUCUCAAGUUGCCGCGGAGCUACUUUUUCUUGUAAAAAAAUGUGAGUCGGGAACGCGGUCCUCCCAAGAAGGAAAAACGAGUAAACCGUGUUUGCGAGUUUUACGGGAUAUUUUCCUGUCGAAAGACUUCGAUCCAUACACCUGUGGAUGGCACGUUGACGAUCUCGGAUUCUGGCCGGCGACUCCCGAAGCGCUAGGAAUAAAUGCAUGGAUUGCACUUGAUGAUAUGCCUUUGGAAGGAGGUGGCGGUUUUGCUUUAGCCGUCAGUUCGCACAAGGCAACAUGGAGAGAAGAGGCUUAUUUUGUAACAGGCGCGAGUACUUCGUUUCCUCGUGAUGGCUACACAUCAGCAGUCGACCUCUUUGAGCGCCGAACUGGAUCUGCUUUUGAUCGAAAACCCAAAAAUGCAAAUUUCAGCCAUGUUUAUCGGCGCUACAGUAUUCGCUAUAAUCUCGGUUCGGCAGUGAUUCCACCGGGCUAUGGGAUAGAACCUAGUGUUCUCUGGGACGAAAGCAAUGGCGGUCGCACAGCUGACGAAGUCUGCCGACGAGACGGACCUUGGUAUCCGCAAGCGUGGCCAGAAAUGCUGGCAUCCGAACGGGAAGAGCUGGCCAGUUUUGUGACCGACAAGCUCGCCAUAGCAAACAAACGUAGACCAGCCCGCAAACAAGAAAUGCGCCCUUUCCUGAAACGCUUCGCAAGAGAACAACAAGUCUUAAACGACCCUUAA
Messenger RNA from Phaeodactylum tricornutum CCAP 1055/1, 1236 nucleotides. RefSeq lists its product with no specific name. The transcript has 2 exons. The record is from RefSeq and is a predicted model, not a curated record. The coding region runs from base 1 to 1236 and encodes 411 amino acids. NCBI's taxonomy places the organism in Eukaryota, Bacillariophyta, Bacillariophyceae, Surirellales, Neidiaceae.